CAAGCCCAUUCGUGGCUGGGUUGACGGCGUCUUUGACCUCACCCACUAUGGUCAUGCCAAUGCCCUCCGUCAAGCCCGAGCCCAGUGCGAUUACCUUGUUGUCGGCUGCCACAGUGACGAGGAUGUGACCAAGCAUAAGGCUCCGCCGCUCCUGAGCGAGGAUGAGCGCUACGCCAUGCUCCGCGCGUGCAAGUGGGUUGAUGAGGUCGUCGAGGCGGCUCCGUACGUGACCCAGGUCUCGGUCCUGGACGAGCACAACAUCGACUUUUGCCUCCACGGCGAUGACCCGACGUUCACCGCUGACGGCACCGACUGCUACGCCGAGGUCAAGGCUGCCGGCCGGUACCGCGAGUACCCGCGGACGCCGGGCGUGUCGACGACCGAUCUCAUCGCGCGGAUGAUGGUGGCGCUCGAUGCCAUGGACGCCGGCGAGAAGGACGGGGUGCCGACAGCGCUCGCCGAGUCGCGCGAAGAGUACAUCUCGUCGCGGUUCACCAAGGGCUCCGACUUUAUUGCCAACUCGUACAAGAUUGCCCAGUUUGCUCGGACGGUGGCGCCGCCCAAGCCCGACGACACGGUGGUCUACGUCGACGGCGCCUUUGAUGUUGCCCACGCUGGCCACAUGUCGCUCCUUGCCAAGGCCAAGGCCCUCGGCACCUACCUUAUUGUCGGCAUCUACGACGACGCCACCGUCAACUCGUUCAAGGGCGGCAAUCUGCCCAUCUGCACCCAGCACGAGCGCGCGCUCUCGCUCCUCUCCUGCCGCCACGUCGACGACGUCGUCUUUGGCGCCCCACUCUUCCUCACCGCCUCCUACCUCGACGCGCUCGGCGUCGACGUCGUCGUCCACGGCACCGUCCUCGACCAGCCGUCCAAGCUCGAGGCCGACCCCUACCGCAUCGCCAAGGAGCGCGACAUCUUCCGCACUGUCGAGAGCGACUUCCAGACCACAACCACCUCCAUCCUUGAGCGCGUUCGCCUCAACCGCUCCAUCUACGAGGAGCGCAACCGUCGCAAGCAGGCCAAGGAGGCUGCCGCCGCCGCCGCCAUCGACGCCGGCGAGUCGGCCUAG
Molecule: messenger RNA, 1072 nt
Organism: Thecamonas trahens ATCC 50062
Lineage: Eukaryota; Apusomonadida; Apusomonadidae
Product: ethanolamine-phosphate cytidylyltransferase
Exons: 3
Coding region: 176-1072 (298 amino acids)
Biological process (GO): phosphatidylethanolamine biosynthetic process
Cellular component (GO): cytoplasm
Molecular function (GO): ethanolamine-phosphate cytidylyltransferase activity
Source: RefSeq, a predicted model, not a curated record